Molecule: messenger RNA, 2240 nt
Organism: Olea europaea var. sylvestris
Lineage: Eukaryota; Viridiplantae; Streptophyta; Magnoliopsida; Lamiales; Oleaceae
Product: phosphoinositide phosphatase SAC8
Exons: 20
Coding region: 568-2034 (488 amino acids)
Biological process (GO): phosphatidylinositol dephosphorylation
Cellular component (GO): endoplasmic reticulum
Molecular function (GO): phosphatidylinositol-4-phosphate phosphatase activity
Source: RefSeq, a predicted model, not a curated record
AAAAUUACAAAAUUUGUUUCGAGUUUCAUUUAAUUGCACAAAAACUGAAACGAACAAAAAAUGUAAAUGCUUAUAGAAUUGAGGCAUCAUUUGCUUAAAUUGUAUAUUUACCUUAAGAGAAUCCUUGUUAGUUUUCUACAUACACUUUGGCAACAGUUCUUCAUGUUGAUUACAAGAAGAUAAAGUAUGUGUUGAUAAUAAUGAGUAAGCGACAAAAAUAUCUAUAUGUGAAAAAGGUUGCACGAUUUCUGGUGGUUGAACGAUUCUGAUUAAAAAGUGUCAUACUGACGUCUUCAAUGAUAAGUAGUUAAAAUGUUGAUGCAUAGCCAAAUUUGAAAAGCUGCAGCAGACGGGAGUGGUGAUUCACGACACAGGAGGAACAGUAAUUGCAGCAAGCUUGAAGAGAUAUACCUGGAUGAUGAUGGUUCUGGAAGUUCUUCUAAAGUCUCAACCAUAUACGGGGUGGCUGGAACAAUUAGGUUGCUAGCAGGUACACACUUGCUAGUUAUAACUUCCAGGAAAGAUGUGGGAACUUAUCUUGGUUUUCCAGUUUUCCGGGUCACAUCUAUGAAGUUUCUAUCCUGCAACGAGGCUUCAAGGUUCUUAACUAGUCAAGAAAAAAAGGAUGAAGCUUACUUUAAGACUCUGUUGAAAAUAGUGGAAUCAACUCCAGGUCUAUAUUAUUCUUAUGGGAGUGAUAUCACGCUCAACUUGCAGAGAAGGUUUAAGCUGGCAGAAGGGUGGAUGAGUAGACCAGUAUGGAAGCAGGCUGACCCACGAUUUGUUUGGAAUAGAAAUUUACUGGAGGGGCUUAUCGAGAACAAGCUUGAUAAAUUUAUAAUCCCUCUGUUACAAGGAAGCUUCCAGACUGGAGAAAUCAAUCUGAAAAAUUCCCCUGCUGUAAUAACAUUAAUUUCCCGGAGAUGUACACGGCGCCUAGGGACAAGAAUGUGGAGAAGAGGAGCCAAUCUAGAAGGAGACACUGCUAAUUUUAUAGAAACUGAACAGCUGCUUGAAUUAGGAGGUUAUAUCUCCUCAUUUCUGCAGGUUCGGGGUUCAAUUCCACUGCUGUGGGAGCAAAUUGUUGAUCUGAGCUAUAAACCACGCCUUAAUAUCAUUAAUCAUGAGCAGACAUCAAAAGUUGUGGAGCGGCAUUUUAAUGAUCUAUUGCAAAGAUAUGGAGAGUGUGUUGCAGUUGACCUGACAGAUAAGCAUGGCGAUGAGGGUUUAUUGAGUAUGGCUUAUGCAUGCGAAAUGCAAAAGCUGCCAAAUGUGAGAUACGUCCCAUUUGACUUCCACCAUGCUUGCGGCAACACAAACUUUGAUAAUUUACAACUUCUAUAUGAUCAAAUUUCGGAAGACUUUGAGAAACAAGGAUAUUUCCUUGUCGAUCCUGAAGGGAAGAUUGUAGCCGAACAAGGAGGCAUAAUUAGAAGUAACUGCAUUGACUGUCUUGAUCGAACAAAUGUGACACAGAGCUUCUUGGCAAAGAAAUCUUUAGACAUUCAGCUGCAAAGAAUUGGUGACUUUUCUCCAAUUGAGACCAUUUCUACAUUUGGUGAAGAUUUUGAAAUUUUUAAGACUUUAUGGGCGGAGCAAGGUGAUGAGAUAAGCCUUGAGUACUCGGGAACUCUUGCCUUGAAAGGGGACAUUGUGAGGUACGGUAGACAGACAAUGGGAGGACUCAUUAAAGAUGGGAUGAGUGCCCUUUCAAGAUAUUAUCUGAAUAAUUUUCAAGAUGGUGUCAGACAGGAUGCAAUUGAUCUUAUUAGCGGUCACUAUACUGUGAACGGAAAUGGUCCAUCUCCCUUCCAGCAUAAUGGAUUUGAUUCCAUCUCUUAUCUUCCAGUUGCAUCUGCUUUAGUAAUUGGAGGAUUGACAGUUACAUCAAUUACAUUAAAUCAAGCGGGACGUAAUGCACAAAGUUUUCUGUCAUCCGUGGUCUGUGCUGGUCUAACUGCUGGAUUAAUGGCCGUAAUAAAAUCCAAUGGAAGGCAGUUCUGUUCGAGGCCUCGCUUGUGUGGUCUUUUCUAGGAGUGAUGCCUCCUGAACUUUGUGCUCCGAUAAAAGGAUAAAUCAAGACUGCUAUUCUAUACAUGGCAAGUCAAGUAGUUUUUGAUUAUGUAAGUUGUGUUUUAUCAAUGGGAUUGGAUAUUACUGUAUAUUAUGGGCAGUUUGUUCUUGGUACUGCAAUCACGUCUCAAUUUAAAGUGGAUGAUUUUAUCUUGUUUACAAUUUCA